Scophthalmus maximus (turbot) is the source of this 5198-nucleotide messenger RNA. RefSeq names its product itchy E3 ubiquitin protein ligase b (gene itchb). Lineage: Eukaryota; Metazoa; Chordata; Actinopteri; Pleuronectiformes; Scophthalmidae. Gene Ontology annotation, molecular function: ubiquitin protein ligase activity; protein binding. The record is from RefSeq and is a predicted model, not a curated record. The transcript is spliced from 24 exons. Bases 184 to 2841 code for a protein of 885 amino acids. Gene Ontology annotation, biological process: protein K29-linked ubiquitination; protein K48-linked ubiquitination; ubiquitin-dependent protein catabolic process.
UGUUUCGGUCACAUGACGUGAGCCUGCGAAGAUGGUGGAAGUUUCUCCUUCGGCGAAGUGAAACCCGGACUGAAACCCAAACAUCCCGUGGAGCCGCGGGGCUGUGGGUUCGCUUCAGCUCGGUGUCAGCUCGGCGUCUCGCCGCGUCCCUUGGGAUCAGGGCCUUCAUCCCAGCCCUAUGUCAUGGCUAGUGGAGUCACCAAGCCGGGCACUUCCAAUGGUUACCCUAUGAAGGCACAGCUGCAAAUCAUCGUGCUAUCAGCAAAACUGAAAGAGAACAAGAAAAAUUGGUUUGGUCCCAGUCCCUAUGUGGAAGUGACAGUCGAAGGCCAGUCCAAGAAAACAGAGAAAUGCAACAACACCCACAGCCCCAAAUGGAAGCAGCCGCUCACUGUGAUUGUGACUCCAUUCAGCAAACUGUCGUUUCGCGUGUGGAGCCACCAGACCCUGAAGUCGGAUGUGCUGCUGGGCAUGGCCACACUGGACAUCAGUGACACGCUCACAGCUAAUGACAUGAAAAUCUCUGAGGUGGUGCAGACCCUACAGCUGUGUGCAGACAGGGACCAGUCAGAUGUGGUGGGAGACCUGUCUGUCUGCCUGGACGGCAUGACCGUUGACCCUGAGAUGUUCGCCAUGGCCAAGGCCGACCAGCACAGUACAUCAAAUGGGGAAUCACAACCUAACGGGGAUCCUGUCACAAGGAGUCGGGACAGCUCUCCAGCCCUAGAUGGCGUGGAGCACAGGUCCUCUCCCAGUGGCCGGAGGUCGGUGAGCGCCUCAGGGUCUCCCUUAGUGUCAUCAGGGGGCUCGAAGCCUCUCCGACCACCCAGGCCCUCCAGACCUCCUCCUCCGACCCCCCGCAGACCGACUUCUUCACCAGCGUCUUCCAGCAACGGCUCUGCUGCAGCCGACGGCAGCGAUGCUCAGUCCGGUUCUGAUACACCGGUACGAACACCGGCCCCAGCGCCCUCACCGACCCCGGACUCCAGUCCAUCAGCUGGCUCAGACCGGACCUCCACCCCGGCCUACAGCGCAGGAGCAUCAGCGACCCUACAGCCAAACGUCAACCCCGUGGUCAAUCCCAGGGCCCCGGCUGUCAACUCUGUCCCGUUGCCCAAUGGGUGGGAACAGCGGGUGGAUCCGAACGGCCGGUUGUAUUUUGUCGACCACGUGGAAAAGAGAACAACAUGGGAACGCCCUGAACCGUUGCCCCCUGGCUGGGAGCGUCGCGUGGACCAGAUGGGGCGUGUCUACUUUGUUGACCACAUCACACGAACCACCACGUGGCAGCGGCCCACGAUGGAGACGGUGCGCAACUACGAGCAGUGGCAGCACCAGCGCAGCCAGCUGCAGGGCGCCAUGCAGCAGUUCAACCAGAGGUUCAUAUUUGGGCUACAAGACCAGGUGUCAGCCACUCAAAAUAAGGAGUUUGAUCCUCUCGGGCCUUUGCCACACGGAUGGGAGAAGAGAACCGACUCCAACGGCAGGGUUUAUUUUGUACAUCACCCGACACGGUCCACACAGUGGGAGGACCCCCGGACACAGGGGUUGCUCAAUGAGAAGCCACUUCCAGAGGGCUGGGAGAUGAGGUUCACAGUAGACGGUAUCCCCUACUUCGUAGACCACAACAGGAGAACCACCACUUACAUCGACCCUCGCACUGGAAAGUCCUCACUUGAAAACGGACCUCAGAUCACCUAUGUUCGAGACUUCAAAGCCAAAGUACAGUACUUCAGAUUCUGGUGCCAGCAACUGUCGAUGCCUCAACACAUCAAGAUCAACGUAACCAGAAAAACCCUGUUUGAGGAUUCCUUCCAGCAGAUAAUGAGCUUCAAUGCUCAAGAUCUGCGGAGGAGACUGUGGAUCAUCUUCCCUGGUGAAGAAGGCCUGGAUUACGGUGGUGUCGCCAGGGAGUGGUUCUUCCUGUUGUCCCAUGAGGUCUUGAAUCCCAUGUACUGCCUGUUUGAAUAUGCCGGUAAAGAUAACUACUGUCUACAGAUCAACCCCGCCUCCUACAUCAACCCUGACCACCUCAAGUAUUUCAAGUUCAUCGGACGCUUCAUCGCCAUGGCUUUAUUCCAUGGCAAGUUCAUCGACACUGGGUUCUCGCUGCCGUUUUACAAGCGCAUCCUAAACAAGCCGCUGGCCCUCAAAGACCUGGAGUCGAUAGACCCAGAGUUUUACAACUCCCUCAUGUGGAUCAAGGAUAACGACAUCGAGGAGUGCGGCCUGGAGAUGUUCUUCUCCGUCGACAAGGAGAUCCUGGGGGAAGUCAGCACACACGAGCUGAAACCAGAAGGGGGAGACCUCCAAGUCACCGAGGAAAACAAGGAGGAGUACAUCAGGCUGGUAGCAGAGUGGAGGCUGUCCAGAGGAGUGGAGGAGCAGACGCAGGCUUUCUUUGAGGGCUUCAACGAGGUCCUCCCUCAGCAGUACCUGCAGUACUUUGACGCCAAAGAGCUGGAGGUGAUGCUGUGUGGGAUGCAGGAGAUCGACCUGGCCGACUGGCAGAGAAACACCAUCUACAGACACUACGCUCGCAGCAGCAAGCAGAUUGUCUGGUUCUGGCAGUUCAUAAAGGAGAUGGACAACGAGAAGCGGAUGAGGCUGCUGCAGUUUGUCACCGGCACCUGUCGCCUGCCUGUAGGAGGGUUCGCUGAUCUGAUGGGAAGCAACGGCCCCCAGAAGUUCUGCAUUGAGAAGGUGGGAAAAGAGAACUGGCUUCCCAGAAGUCACACGUGCUUCAACAGACUGGACCUGCCGCCCUACAAGAGCUACGAGCAGAUGAAGGAGAAGCUGAUGUUCGCCAUCGAGGAGACGGAGGGCUUCGGACAGGAGUGAGGGGGAACCAGGGAACCAGGACUGCUCCAGCGGCGGGCGCAGGAGUCUGAAGGAAUCAAAAGACCAGCAGUGUUCAAAUCAGGGAGGGGUGGGGGGUCCUUUUGUGUGUUUGUGCUCACGCAUGCGUGCAUUGUCGCACAGGAGCGGGGAUUAUGGGAACCUGCCUCUCAGUGCCUGAGCGGUACCUGACGAUAUCCUGUUCUUCUGAACACAGAAGCGUCUCCUUGUGUCUCUCUCUCUCUCUCUCUCUCUCUCUCUCUCUCUCUCUCUCUCUCUCGCAUGGGAUCCUGAAUAACCCGUCCUCAACACCAUCCGGUUUGAAUGGUUAUUUCCUUCCACACGUGUGAUCAUGUAACGGCAUCAUGCAUCAGGGUGACCCCCUCCCCUCCCCCCGGGCCUGCGGUUCAAAUCUCAAAUCUCAUAACCAGAAAGGUCACAACCUGAUUCCUUCUUAGGAAGUUGCACCAAAGCAUCAGCUCGAAAGACAAAGCUUUCAAUUUUUAAGGCAAGAUUGUGCUGGUGCACUUAUUUUUAAAACAGGAUUAUUUAUGCAAACUUUGUCGCUCUAAGAUUUAGUUUUUUUAUUAUGAAAAUGUUUUGUUUUUUUGCAUCCAUCACACCCUUAAAUCUCUCACAUCUCUACUCAUCUCAUGAUUGAAGUGCAUCUCUAUGAACGGUAACACGUGAUUUUAUAAGAUGUCGGCUUUGACUCGCUCCGGAUUAAACGCUUAAGUAACAGACAAUCUUAGUGCUUCAGAAAUUAGGGUAGAAAUGUCUAAUCCGAUGAAGGAGAGAGUCACAAACUCUCUGGUGUUCGAUCUGUGAAUGACGUAACGAUUGUGAAAAGUGUCGUAACCUCCACUAUUCAAAGUGGUGGGUAAAAGCAGGAUUUAAACGGACCCUAGUUCUAUAGGGCCCGAGACGUGUGCUGGGUGGGUUUCAGAUCAGAAAAACUGGGAGAAUUUUAUAGAUUAUCCAUCUUAAUAUCGGCUUCGGCUAUUUUUACGCCUUCCCUCUGUUAUUUUUGUGGUAAGGCUCCUGUUGUGAAUGAGUAUGAAGAAAGUGUUCCAGGACAAUGUGCUUAUUCAGUCGUCCAGACGGCUUGAGGGGAACAGGGAAAAAAACACCAAAUUCAAGUCGAAACCGAAUCCAAAUCCGACAUUUUCACGCACAUGUAGCAUUUGGAGGUCAGUGAUGGAGCUUAGUUUGUUUAUUUUUAAUUUUUUUUAUAAAAAAAACAAAAAGCUCCUGGCAGUAUUGCAAACUUUUGUCUUCCAAACCAAUCCAGUAUUUUCACAUCAUACCAGUCAGAAUUCACAGCAGAAUUAUAGCUUCAAAAUCAACGUCUGACACGUGUGAAAGGAUUCAUGUGGUUAUGCUUUCAUGUUGCUGACAAUUUGGCUAAAGAUUCUUGCACAAAGAAACUCAGAAACAGUCUUCACGAUGUAACUGUAAAUACUGGUUUGGUUUGGCCCACGUAACGCCGCAUCCGAUCGACGGCACCAGUCGUCGUAUUCGCCGCGUGUCCUCCUUGAAUUAUUUAUUAAACACGACCAAAACCACAGGUUUGGUUGCUGAUGGACAUUUGGCUUCAGGUGUUUGUUUGUCUGGCAAAAGCUCAGCACUUAAAAAAAUAAGAAAGAAAGAAAAGAAACAACAAAUCUCCAUCCCACUCUUUUUUUCUUGCGGCGUGUUUGGGACUUUCAGCCUCUGGUCGAAACUCCAGUCUCUUUGUUUUCCGCGUGCGUGCGUGUGAGACGAAACGAGACGAGACGAGACGAGACGAGACGUUUUCCUUCAGGGGGCUUUUAUUUUCUCCACUAGUUUUGAAAUUCCUAUGCAAGAAACUGCACCGGUGCGGAAAAAAGCUGUGAGACUUGAGAUGACGAGUGAAUUUAGGAUAAUGAAUACUGAGAUUAAUUCUGUGAGGUAUUAUGAAUGUAACACGAUGAAAAGGUUUACCUUGACCUAACAAUUUUUUUUUGUUUGCCCCUAAUGCAGCGUGUGGUUUUAAUUCUUGUUCCUGGGUCGAUGACUUAAUAAAAUCCCGGGGUAUAUAGUAGUUAAGUGAAGAUGUAAAUAUGAUAAAUCACCGCUCUUUUUGUUUGUCUUUUUUUUUUUUGGUUCUCCAGAAUCCUACCGUGUACAACUCUCAACCACUGUCACUCUCCUGUACAUUGCAAACGAGCUGUAAAUGGUGUCAAUAACAAAUGUUCUUUUGUAAGAGAAUGGUUUUAAUAAGAGGUUUACGGUAACACUAUAUUUUCUUUUCCCUGUUUGAUUUUCUGAUGUACAUGAACGAUGUGUAAUAUAGAAAUUGUCACCUUAAUAAAUUAAAUUUAAGAAAAGAAAAUGAA